UCUACAGGAGGUGAAAGAGGUCCAAGGAUCGUGGAGCAUCCUAAGUCCAUCGUGGUGCCUCGGGGAGAUCCUACCACCCUCAACUGCGCCGCUGAGGGCAUUCCUGAGCCCAAGAUUACCUGGUUCAAGGACGGGAUGAUGGUGUCCACGUCACAAGAGGAUGGUCGCUCUAACAAGGUGCUUCUUCCCCGCUCCCUCUUCUUCCUCUCCAUCAAGCAGGGCAAGAAGGAGAGUGACGCCGGGGUCUACCAGUGCGUCGCCUCCAACACCAACGGCAGAGCCACCUCCAACAACGCCACCCUCACCAUCGCUAAAUUACAGGUGUCCCAGAGGUAUGUUACAGUGUUCCAUAUGUGUCUCGGUGUCCCAGAGGUGUCCCAGAGGUGUCCCAGAGGUGUCCCAGAGGUGGGUUACAGUGUUCCAUAUGUGUCUCGGUGUCCCAUAGGGUCGACGGAGUCCCUAGGAUGUCGAGAGCGAGUUUUACCACAUCCUGUUGGCCAAGUUCCCGGCAAGGAUCUACUGGAAGGGCCUCCGGUGCGUCAGCUGCAGGAUGUGGGCGGGGGGGUGCUGCGGAGGUGUCCAAGACGGUGCCUCAGGACGUGGCUGUGGCGUCGGGAGAGAGCCGAGAUCCGUGUCCCCUCGAGGUCACCUGCCCCACAGCUGUCCUGGACGAGAGAUGGACACCUUGACCCAGACGCCGAGGCUGACAGGGUACAGCUACGGGAAGAUGGCACACUGAGUAUCAAGGAAGUUCUCCAGACAGAUGAGGGGAGUAUGUCUGCCACGCCACCAACCCGGCAGGCAAAAAGCUCACCGUCUGCCAUCCUCGACGUCAUAGGUGUGGCACCAUUCUGGGUCAAGUCUCCCCGUGAUGUCGUGGGCGUGGCGGGGGCGAAGGCGGAGUUAAGCUGUCGUGUGGGUGGCGACCCCCCAAACAUCACUUGGAGGCGGGUAGGUGGGCGGAUACCUGCAGGUCGCAUGCGGGUAAUGCGGGACCGUGGGCUGCGGGUAUCUCCUUUGCGGCCUGAAGAUGCGGGUGUUUAUCUAUGUAAGGCGACUAACAGAGCAGCGGAAAUUACUGCCAACGCUUCUCUGACUGUUUUAACGGCGCCCCGGGUGGUGGAGGUGCCAGGGGACGUGGAAGUGGAGGAGGGCGCCCCACUCCUGUUGAUGUGUGCUGUACAGAGCUACCAGUGCCCCUGGUGUACUGGACGAGGGAGGGCUCUCAGACCAUACUGCCCGCCGCCCGUGUGCCCAUGGACGCGGGCGUGGGCGGGAGGAGGACCCAGACACGGCGCCACGGCCCCAGCCACCCCGACCGUCCGUGCCAGUAACGGUACGGCCGCCGUGGUGGAGUGGGCGGCCCCGGGGAGACAGGGAGCCUCGCCCGUCACAGGCUACACCCUGGAGUACUACAGCAGCACAGGGGCAGCCUGGAAGGUGGCCACCGCCCACACGCCCCACACCUCCUUCACCCUGGCGCCCCUAGACGCUGCCAACACCUACGGGGUGACAGUCCGCGCCCACAACGCCCACGGGGUGUCGGAGCCUUCAGGGAUAGCGGAGGUGGGCGUCGGUGGUGGGUGGGUGAGGGCGGAGGAAGGCAACAUCGGGCUGCAGGAGGCCAAGGUGGUGCUGCAAGAUGCCGUCCCUACUGGCCAGGCGUCCGCUAAGAUACUGUGGCAGAUGAGUGGAGAGGCCAGCACAGUGGAGGGUUUCUACAUCCGGCUCCACCAUGUGUCACGUGACCACCACCCCUCUCCGGCUCAGGUCACUGCUGCCGGUGUUAAGCCCAGGAUAAAAGGUCUGCCACCACCACUACUAAGUCAGGCAGGUAACUCUACGGUAGUGACUGUCCUUAACGCUGGCCCAGGAGCAUCGUCUUACGUUCUUCACGGCCUCUACCACUACCGCACCUACACCGUCUUCCUCGUCCCCUUCUUCAAGACCUUCGAAGGCCACCCGUCAAACAGCCGCACCUUCGAGACUCCAGAAGCAGCACCAACGAUGCCGCCUCAGAGUGUGGGCGUGCAGCUGACUAACGUGACCACCGCCUCUGUGUUCUGUCCCCCGCCCCCCUACACCGCAAUGGUCCUAUCACUGCCUACCAGGUCUGGAGGUGGUGUCAUGACGAGCGGUGUUCCUCUGAGCGUCAACGGGUCUGUUACUUCACUCAAGGUCCACAACCUCACCCUCGGGAACUCCUACCACCUCACCCUCGCCGCCUCCACUGCCGGUCGUGGCCCCUACACCUCACCUGUCUCACUACACGUCGAUCCUGUCCUCCUGCACCCACUGGCUAAGUCGGGCCCGUCACUUGCCUCCCUGGACGGUGAUGUGUGGGUCAUCGGCCUGAUAGGAGCUGCUGUCUGUCUCCUGCUGGUGUCCAUCGCUACGCUGCUCUUGUGGAGGAGACACGCCAGGAACAAGGCUCUGGGACACGUCGGGGUGUCGGUACAUAAGGUAGACAACUUGGGCGUGGGUCUGGCAGCGGGUGACAGCGGCUUGUGGCAGGAGUACGCGGGGUGGCAGCUAGAGAAGGUGUGUGGGGGUGGCGCUAGUGGUCUGGUGGGCGGCGGUGGUGGUCUGGUGAUGAACACAACAGGUAGCUUGGUAGACUGUGAGCCUCCCACCCCCAGGAGCCUCGUGACCUUCUACAGGGGCCCUGACACUACUGACGGGCCCUACGCCACCACCUCCCUUCUGGCGCCUCACUCCCUCCCUCACCACCAGCUCAAGAACCACGUGGAGGAGCACAGGUCAGCGGAGGGCGGGGGAGAGAAGCAUAGCCUCGGACACUCUAAGGCUCCUAGUGAGAGAAGCUUCUACACAGACGGUACCAACACGCUGCGGCGCCUCAAGGGGGGCCGGCCUCUCCUAUCAGCACCCCCCCUGCCUUGCCUCCCUCCCCCUGGGCUGCCGGACUCACGGACACACACGCCCUGCUACUGCUCGGCCGCCCACGCCUCCGCCCGGACCCUGAGCGAAUCGCCCUACUCGGAGGCGCACUACACGCCCACGGUCUCUGCACGCCACCCAUGUUACCCCGUGCGCCCGGACCACGCCCACGCCAUCUGCCCCGCCCACGUGUACGCCUCUGCCUCCCCUCUCCCGCCCUACCCGGACAGUGUGGCAUCCAGUAGACCGUCCUUACCGUCACCAGGGGCUCCUCACCAUCGCCUGUGUAGGAACUCUGCUGUUUAUGAGUCCGCUUCCCUCCAGUAUGCUCCUGCAGGAUAUUACCUCCCCUCCUCCAUGGCCUCUUCCUUUACCUCCACCACCUCCGAUGCGGCCUCAGGUGUGUCAGUCAACUCGGACGUAGAGAGAGGAGGGGUAGAGAGAGGGGUCCAGAGUUCUCUACCUUCUCUCACCUAUGAGGCACUUAAGGCUCUGGGCGAGGACAUAGAGGCAUUCAGGCAGCUCCACCAACUCACAGAUGAGGACAGUAUGAAGCCAGGUUGGGGAAGCUGCCAGCCUCAGUAGGGGGAGAGAUGGUCACCAGAACGAGGGGGAGUCAUCCAGCAACCCCCACCCACCUUCGAAGCCCCGCUCCCCCACCUGCACCACCGUCCACCGCCCAUCAGACCGCCCACACCACCACCCACGCCCAUACCCAUCCUCACACCCACACCACCACCCACUCCACCCACUCCGCCCAUUCCCACUCCAGCCACACCUCCAGCCAUCUCCCUAAUGGCCCUCUGGCGGGAACCUUGGCUCCAGGAGGGUCACUGCCGCCCCUGGAGGUGGGUGUGGCGCCCCUAGAGGAGGCCGAGAGUGACUGCCUGGAGGAGGAGGUGGAGGAGGAGUGUUCUGGGUGCUCCUGCUCCUGCUCUGAGGCUGAGUCGUCCUUGUACGCUGAGACGGAGUUCGCUGAGGAGGUCCGUGCCAGCCUCGAGGAGCCUGGUGGGGCAGGGGCGGGCGGUCGUGGGCGUGGUGGGCGGCGUCACAGACAUAAGCGUCGGCCAGUCUCCACCUACAGCACUGACAGUAAUUAUAUGCCGCCCGAGUCUCCACGUAAAGAGGCGCCGCCCUACAAACGCCCAACUUUCCUGCCAGCGCCUCUCACGCCCACCAGGGCCUCCACCACGCCCACCACCAAGGCCUCCACCACGCCCUGAGGCCUCAACCACGCCCUGAGGCCUCAACCACGCCCUGAGGCCUCAACCACGCCUCCCACGCCCUGAGGCCUCCACCACGCCUCCCACGCCCUGACGCCAAUUGGCCACCACAACAAGUAUAUAUACAAUGUCUAUCAGGAAUACAUAUAUUUAUACAUAAAUAUACAUAAUCGUUAUAAAAUAAUAUAAAUGUACAUAUACUAACGUGCUUCAAUACAUAUAAUGAAUGUGUACUUAGAGGUAUACAUAGAGGAGGACAUUUGUGUAUAUAUGUAUAAAUAUACAUAGAAAAAAUGGUGGUAGGAAUGUUUAGAAAAUUAUACAUCAAUAGACAUACUAGAAACUUUUGGGUGGCGAAAAAUCAUACAUAGGUGGAACACAUGAGUGACAACAGCGAUCAUACAUGAACAUACAUAAUAUACAGCCCUGGGUGGAGAAGAAUCAUACAUAUACGGUGGUAUACAUAAAGAGGCAAUAGAAAUACAUUAAAAAAUAUACAUAUCGGGCACUAUACAUACAUACGGCGUUCAUAUGCAACAUUCUAUACACUAUAUGCUGUCAGGUAUACAGCAUUGGCGUAUGUAUAUGUAUAUGUAUAUUAAUUCAAAUGAAAUAAAUACGGAGACCUAGUAUUUUACAGCAUUGGACAUUUACUGAAUGCUGUACAGAGAAAAUGCCUACAAUUGCAGCAUUUAUUUGUUUGCUGCUGUUCACAAUUAUCGUUUGUUUAUUUUUGCUGCAUUAGAGAAAAGAGAAGAAAAUUGCUGUUUGUUAAUUACUUAUAUUAUUUAAGUAGUGUUUAUUCAGCCUUAACCUUGUAUGCAAAACACUUAUAUAUACUUGUCGUUCCUGUUAAGUGUUUAGUAGUAGUGAUCAGGAUGACGUCAAGUGGUUCAGAAUGACGUCAAGUGGUUCAGGAUGACGUCAAGUGGUUCAGAAUGACGUCAAGUGGUUCAGAAUGACGUCAAGUGGUUCAGAAUGACGUCAAGUGGUUCAGAAUGACGUCAAGCGGUUCAGAAUGAUGUCAAGUGGUUCAGAAUGAUGUCAAUGGUUCAGGAUGACGUCAAGUGGUCCAGGAUGACGUCAAGUGGUUCAGAAUGACGUCAAAUGGUUCAGGAUGACGUCAAGUGGUCCAGAAUGACGUCAAAUGGUUCAGGAUGACGUCAAGUGGUCCAAAAUGAUAAAAGGUAGACUGAAAAGUGCUCAGGAAAAGUGAAGAAAAGUGUGCUAAGGAAAAAUUAAAAGAAAGUGUUUGAAAGGAAAGUGAGACGAAAUUUUUUUUUAAGAAAGUGUUCAAGAAAAUGGAAGGAAAUUGGCCAAGAGAAAGAGACAGAGACAAUAUUCAGGACAAAAAACACAAAUUAUUACAAAAAAUCCCUAAAAUUUAUCCAGGGAAAAAAUGUGUAUAGGUUAGGGAAAAAUGUGUGUAUAUCAGGGAAAAAUGUGCAUAGGUCAGGAAAAUACUGUGUAUGUGUAAGGAAAAAACAUACGUAAAAGUGCUCAGGGAAAAAAACAGAAGGAAUAUGCAAAUUAGCUAAAAGAGUGAAAUAAAGUGAUAAAAUAAGAAGAAAAAAAGAUAAAGAAGAAUGAUAAGAAAAUAGACGAUAAUAAUAAUAAAUAGAAAAAAAUGUUUAAUGAAUUAGAGAGACAAACAGACAGAGAGAGAGAGAGAGAGAGAGAGAGAGAGAGAGAGAGAGAGCACAAAAUGAACAGACAAUGAACAAUAACAUAACAAAUAUGAACUAUUCAAGGUAAAUUUAUCAAUCGUCCAUAAAGGCGAAACUCCCAUGCAUAUCACUUAAUCAAAAUAGUCUUAGUGUGUCUCAUCCUAUGCCAAAAACUAAUAAUAAUAAUAAUAAUCCGAUGAUCGACGGACACAGGAGAAGGGAAGUGAAAAAAAUAAAUAAAAAUAAUAAAAAAAAUGGAAACUUUUGGCAACUUUCAUCAGUGACGUCAUAGAUUGGACAUUAAAGUUGCCAGAUGUGGGAUUUUUUUUAUUUAUUUUUAUUUAUUUUGACUUCCUUCAGAUGUCUCUACCGUGCGGAGAUAUUGAAACAAAAGACAAAUAAUAAGAAACUUGAUUAUUUUAUUGUUUUGUUUAUUUAUUUAUUGUUUUUUUUAAAAGAAUAUUAUAUAAAACAUAUUUUGUGUUGGGUUUAAGAAAUAAGGGGAUGGUAUAUGCCCUUCUUGCACGAUACAGGAGAGUUGAUGGCCAUGGUGAUAUAUGCCCUUAUUGCCCGGAUCUAUAUAAUACCUCACCCCUUCCCCCUCCCUCUUCCCUUUUCCCUCCCUCCUUCCUACACCCCAC
Homarus americanus (American lobster) is the source of this 6429-nucleotide messenger RNA. Its product is annotated as roundabout homolog 2-like. NCBI's taxonomy places the organism in Eukaryota, Metazoa, Arthropoda, Malacostraca, Decapoda, Nephropidae. Gene Ontology annotation, biological process: homophilic cell-cell adhesion; axon guidance; dendrite self-avoidance. The record is from RefSeq and is a predicted model, not a curated record. Gene Ontology annotation, cellular component: axon; plasma membrane. Gene Ontology annotation, molecular function: cell-cell adhesion mediator activity.